Messenger RNA from Belonocnema kinseyi, 843 nucleotides. RefSeq lists its product as uncharacterized. The coding region runs from base 113 to 706 and encodes 197 amino acids. The record is from RefSeq and is a predicted model, not a curated record. The transcript is spliced from 5 exons. NCBI's taxonomy places the organism in Eukaryota, Metazoa, Arthropoda, Insecta, Hymenoptera, Cynipidae.
CCUGUCACAUUCUUCACUUCCAAGAAGUCCAAAAAUCGACCUGUUAAAAAUGUUGAAUCAAUAACUCCAGUGAAUCAUAAGUUAUAUUAUUUUUAAAUAAUAAAAAGAAAGUAUGCGGCACAAAAAAAGUACUGUUUUAGCUAUACUACUACUUCAGUGUUUAAUUACAGUCUGUGAUGGUAAAUAUGAAGAAGCCCGACAAACAUCGUACAACAAUUCAGUAACAACCGGUAACACGGGUUUAUUGUUAGAAGAACCAUAUUUUAAAGGACAGCUGACUACGAAAGAACAUAAAACCCAUGCAGCUACCGAAAAAGUGAACGAUCUUUGGUGUUUUCAAUGCGACACUAUGGAAGAUGGUGAGAAAUGUGAAGAGUUAUCGAAAAAUAAUACAUCACUAGUACAAAAGUGCACGGAUGAUAAAAGAAUAUGUAUGGUAAAACGAUUUUCGUAUACAACGAGUAACGAAAAUCAAACCUCCAAGCCAAUUAUGUGGGCCUUACAGAGAAAUUGCACAAAUAAAUGUGAGCCAGGCUGUAUUGUAAUUGGUGAACGCACAAAACUUUAUGCUUGUAUAGCAUGUUGCGAAACCUCUCAUUGCAACAUUGGUAAAGGAACGGCACCUGAUUUAAAAAUGAAUGAGGCGGGCUUCUUCUUGGCUUUUAUAUUGCAACUGCUGCUCACAGUCAUCAUGUACCCAUCGUGACAUUGCUAAUAAAUUAUGAAAAUGCUUAUACCUUUUCCACUUUUUCCUCGUCUUCCAAUACGUGUUAUCUACUUCAAAGUACGAAGAAAUCUACGUCAGCAGUGUUUAAAAUUCAAAAUUCUGUCUUUAAGUCUGUA